UUUACGGUGACGUGGUGAACGGGUAGCUGACCCGAAUUUGCCUGAUCUCCGUAUUUUUGAAGUCCCUUUCAAAUAAUGAUAUAGGGCACAGCAUAUUUAUUUUUUAAAUGUAUUUUCAUUAUACUCACGAAGAUGACACAAAACGUUUAAACGAAGUCCUGGAAGAAAGAGACCGAGGAAGCAAAAGUGUAGAGGAGCGAAGUGGUACCGGGCCUGGAAGCGCUACACAGACUGACUUGGGAGGCUGCAAAGGGGAAACUGCGGGGUUGUCAUGACCACAAGCUGGGGGCUUCCAACUCUGCGGUUUGUUGGUGGGAGGUUUGGAGUGUGCAUACUGGCCCUGUUAGUCCUGCCCCAGGCAGGAUGGGCAGUGAGCUACAAGCCUGGGGAGGCUGUGACUUUGUAUGUCAACAAGGUCGGUCCCUACCAUAAUCCCCAGGAGACCUACCAUUACUACACCUUACCUGUCUGCAGGCCCAAAGAGGUGCGGCACAAGGCCUUAAGUCUUGGAGAGGUGCUCGACGGAGACAGGAUGGCGGAGUCCCUGUAUGAGAUCCGCUUCAGGGAGAACACAGAGCGGCAGACCCUGUGUGAACUGACCCUCAGUGAGAAAGAGGUGGAACAGCUGCGAGACGCAGUGGAGGAGCUGUAUUAUUUUGAGUUUGUCCUAGAUGACAUUCCCAUAUGGGGCUUUGUGGGAUACAUGGAGGAGAGCGGCUUCCUGCCUCACAGCCAUAAGGUAGGACUGUGGACACACCUGGAUUUCAACAUUGAGUACAAUGGGGACUCUGUGAUCUUCGCCAAUGUGUCUAUGAAGGACGUGAAGCCUGUGCCACUGGAUGGGGGUGGUGGGGUGGUGCCCGGAGCAGGGGCCGGGGGGGGCUUGGCAGUGACCCAUACCUACAGCGUUCGCUGGUUCGAGAGCCCCCUGCCCCAUGGACGACGGGCAGAGCGGCUGCGGGACUAUUCCUUCUUCCCUAAAACUCUGGAAAUCCAUUGGCUGUCCAUCAUCAACUCCUUGGUGCUGGUGGUCCUGCUGCUGGGCUUUGUCAUCAUCAUCCUCAUGAGGGUGCUGAAGAAUGACUUUGCAAGGUACAAUGUAGAGGAGGAGGGGGGCUGUGAUGACUUAGACCAAGGGGACAAUGGCUGGAAGAUCAUCCACACUGACGUCUUUCGGUUCCCCCCCUACAAGAGCCUGCUAUGUGCUGUUCUGGGGGUGGGCGCACAGUUUCUCACGCUAGCCACAGGAAUCAUUGUCAUGGCGUUACUGGGGAUGUUCAAUGUGCAUCGCCACGGUGCCAUCAACUCGGCAGCAAUCGUUCUGUACGCGCUGACCAGCUGCGUCUCGGGUUACUGCUCCUGCCGCUUCUACACCCAGAUCCACGGCCAGCGCUGGGUAUGGAACAUCAUCCUCACUUCCACGCUCUUCUCAGCGCCCCUGUUCCUCACAUGGAGCGUGGUGAACUCUGUGCACUGGUGGAGCGGGUCGACCCAGGCCCUGCCCGCCUCCACGGUGCUGCUGCUGCUGGGCGCCUGGGUGCUGGUGGGCUUCCCCCUCACCGUCAUCGGGGGCAUCGUGGGCAAGAACCGGGCAGGCAGCUUUCAGGCGCCCUGCCGCACCCGCAACAUCCCGCGGCAGAUACCUCCGCAGCCCUGGUACAAGCACACCGCGGUGCACAUGGCCAUCGGAGGCUUCCUGCCCUUCAGCGCCAUCUCGGUGGAGCUGUACUACAUCUUCGCGACGGUGUGGGGCCGCGAGCACUACACGCUGUACGGCAUCCUGCUGUGCGUCUUCGCCAUCCUGCUGUCGGUGGGCGCCUGCAUCUCGGUGGCGCUGACCUACUUCCUGCUGUCGGGGGAGGACUACCGCUGGUGGUGGCGCAGCGUGCUGAGCACCGGCUCCACGGGCCUCUUCAUCUUCGUCUACUCCGUCUUCUACUACCGCAACCGCUCCGCCAUGAGCGGCCUGGUGCAGAGCGCCGAGUUCUUCGGCUACUCGCUGCUCACCGCCCUCGUCUUCUCCCUCAUGCUGGGCACCGUGUCCUUCUGCGCCUCGCUGGCCUUCAUCCGCUACAUCUACCGCAGCCUCAAGAUGGACUGAGAGGGAGGCCGGCGCCUGCCGCGUCCGCGUCGGCC
Molecule: messenger RNA, 2136 nt
Organism: Megalops cyprinoides (Indo-Pacific tarpon)
Lineage: Eukaryota; Metazoa; Chordata; Actinopteri; Elopiformes; Megalopidae
Product: transmembrane 9 superfamily member 1-like
Exons: 9
Coding region: 272-2101 (609 amino acids)
Biological process (GO): protein localization to membrane
Cellular component (GO): membrane
Source: RefSeq, a predicted model, not a curated record